Metschnikowia bicuspidata var. bicuspidata NRRL YB-4993 is the source of this 542-nucleotide messenger RNA. RefSeq lists its product as uncharacterized. The coding region runs from base 140 to 463 and encodes 107 amino acids. The record is from RefSeq and is a predicted model, not a curated record. NCBI's taxonomy places the organism in Eukaryota, Fungi, Ascomycota, Pichiomycetes, Serinales, Metschnikowiaceae. The transcript has a single exon.
UAGGCCCUGGCCCGGGCCUUUUUAGUGUUUUCCACCACGCCGCCAUGUGUCCCGCCAGCCGGGCGCGCGGGCCUGUGUGCAGGGCAGCGGCUCGUCGCUGGGUUUCCUGGGCCUGUUUCUGCAAGUAAUUACGCCGGCGAUGAGCAAGCGCAAUAGUGAACGUGGUCAUCGUUGCUUGGGCGUUCUCCGGAACUGCCCGCUUGCUGUGGGUCCGCGGCACGUGACGCCCUGGCAAGGCGGGGCCCGGGAGCGUUUGGCUGUUUUUUUUCUUUUCCUUCGUAUUGGAAUCUCUCUAUGGACUGAGACCAAUCGGGAUGCGCCCCAUCGGGUGGGGGCGCGGCCGGAAUUGUCAGCAGUACUUUACUUGGAGACACUGGCUCGGCACUACGUUCCUGGAAUUUGCGCUCUGAUGGCCUCGUUUUUUUUUUUUGUCAAGAUUUCGACUUUAUCGCCCGCCACUUGAACACGGCGCCUGUCGGGCUUGUGUCUGAUCUUGGGUGCCCAAUUUGCAACGGUGUUUGAUUGCCCGAUGCUCACUGUUC